Lasiosphaeria miniovina is the source of this 1158-nucleotide messenger RNA. RefSeq lists its product as uncharacterized. The transcript has 2 exons. The coding region runs from base 1 to 1158 and encodes 385 amino acids. Lineage: Eukaryota; Fungi; Ascomycota; Sordariomycetes; Sordariales; Lasiosphaeriaceae. The record is from RefSeq and is a predicted model, not a curated record.
AUGGCUCUGUCAGCGGUUUGGGUGUUCCUGGGCCUGGCCCACGGGCACAUGAUAAUGAAUCGCCCGGUCCCAUUUAAUCCCGGGAAUGUCAGCUUGUCCCCGCUGACUGCUCCCGGAGGCAAGCUUCCGUAUCCCUGCCAGGGUCUGACCAGCUUUGACUACCGGACUCCAGUGGUUGCUGGCCAGACAGCCUUGGUCAACUUCACGGGCACCAUGCCCCACGGUGGAGGGUCGUGCCAGUUUGGCAUCAACUUCCACGGGGAGCCUUACACGACGAACCCGGCCGACUGGAAGACCAUCUACACUAUCAUCGGAGGCUGCCCUGCCGAGGUCACCACCGCGUCAGGCAACCCGGACACGGCUGGUGUUGACUUUGCGGGGCGGAGCGAGUCGGUCCACUGCGGCGAUGACAAAGGUGUGAACUGCAUUCGGCAGUUCAACAUCCCCUUUCCUGUCGACCUCCCCAACGGAAAUCACACUUUCGCAUUCACCUGGUUUCGGAAGAACACGGCAGGCGAAAUGUACAUGAACUGCGCGCCUAUUUCCAUCACCGGCGGUGCGUCGUCGCCAGCCAGCGCGCCCGCCUUUGUCGACAGCCUGCCGAGCAUGUUCCUCGCAAACAUCAAGGGGCUCACCAACUGCACCACCAACACCACUGGCGAGCACGGCGUCUUCAACAUCCCCAACCCCGGCCGGUACGGCGUGCAGCUCAUCGAGCCGGACCCGGCCGCCGCGGGCAGCUGUCCGCCGACGCCGUCGCUGGCCCCUGUGUCUACUCCCCCACGCCCUACAGGCACAGGGACGGGCAAGGGCAAGGGCAAGGGCAAAGGAAGCGACACUAGCACGAGCACAACCACAACCACGCGGACAAAGAAAAGCACACACACCACCAGCAGCUUGGCACCAGGAGCAGCAGCAACGGGUAGCUCCCACUCCAACUCCCACGAUGACGAUGACAUCGCUAGCGUCGCGUGCAGCGUGGCCAACGGCGCCGUGUUCUGCAUCGGCGACGCCAAGUUCGGGGUCUGCAAGGACGGCCGCGCCGUGCCGCAGACGCUGCCCGCUGCGAAGAUGUGCCAGGGCGGCCGCGUCACGGGGCGGUUCCGCAAGUGCAAGCGCGGCAGCCCGGCAAGGCGGCGGCGGUCGUGGUUCUUCUGA